AUGGACCCAUGGGCGAAUGUGAAAAUUCCAAGCUUUGAAUCUUUGUCCGCAACAGCCAAUUCGACGGGUUGGGUAUCGGUGCCUACCGAUCAAAAUAUCACUUACUCUGCACUUACUGGAAUUCCGAUCGGCGGGUUGAACAAAACGGGUAAUGUCACGGCUGUGAUUCAAUCAACAUACUUUUCGCUUGAUCUGGUCAACAGCACUGGGAAGCUCGAAUUGAAUGGAAAUGGGGUUGUUGCAAACCUGAGCAUCAUCGAGAAUUUUAUUCCAUGGAACAGCUCCAGCAACAACAAUGAGAAAUCCUAUGUCACAUUCAGCCCCGUCAACCAAACGUUUAAGGCCACGUUCGAAUGGACUCAGAGAUUUUUAAACUCAGAGAUAGAGUGUGUUGUAACAGGAGCGCUGGCUAGCGGUCGAGAUUGUAAAGUGAACGCAAUGAAGACCAACAUGUCAAGUAUCACACCAGAAUUCGGCUGGAUUAGCGUGAGGAAUAUCCAGAUUGCAUGGAACACCUUGCUAUCUGGUCAGAACUUCUCCCUUUCCGAGGCAUAUAUCAGAUACCCGCAAUCACCACUCGAUGCGAACCUCUCUGAUCCCUCCACUGCAUCCCCGUCAAUGAAUGUUCUGACAGCACGCCUCGAGCAACUUUUGAAUACUUUUUUCUUCAGUACUAUUGAUCCCACGGGGUCUUUGCAAGGACAACCAUCAAAUCCAAUACAAGCCAGUGCACGUCGAAUUUACUAUAACUCUGGCUCAAUAUAUGAUGUCAAUUUUGUUUGGCUAGGAAUAUUCCUUGUUGCAACAAUAAUUAUGGGUGCUUCAGCUGUUGCGACUGUCGUGUUGACUAGUCUCAGCAUGAAUCCUGAUAUGUUAGGUUUUGUUUCAACUUUCAUAUGGAACUCGCCACCUCUGGGGCUGCCUCGAUCAGGAACAUUCUUGGGGGCGGACAAGAAGACUCGGUCAAUCAAGCCAUUAGAGGUCCGAUUUGGGGAUGUACGAUGUGAAGAAGAUGUCGGAAACCUGUCUGUUGGGAAGACUACUGAGACAGAGAGAGUACGACAAGGACGUUUAUACAUUUAA
Penicillium angulare is the source of this 1083-nucleotide messenger RNA. RefSeq lists its product as uncharacterized. The transcript has a single exon. The record is from RefSeq and is a predicted model, not a curated record. The coding region runs from base 1 to 1083 and encodes 360 amino acids. Lineage: Eukaryota; Fungi; Ascomycota; Eurotiomycetes; Eurotiales; Aspergillaceae.